This is a messenger RNA of Hirsutella rhossiliensis, 1182 nucleotides long. RefSeq names its product Ribonuclease H-like protein. Lineage: Eukaryota; Fungi; Ascomycota; Sordariomycetes; Hypocreales; Ophiocordycipitaceae. Bases 1 to 1182 code for a protein of 393 amino acids. The transcript has 2 exons. Gene Ontology annotation, molecular function: DNA binding. The record is from RefSeq and is a predicted model, not a curated record.
AUGUUUCAGCAGUCCUCCCGCAUUUCCGGUGGCUCUACUAGCCAUGCGGCGUCGCCGUCGUCCACCAUCGAGCUUCGCUCAUCCCCAACAUCUGUUCCACUGAAUCCCUCCGACAACAGCGGCUGCAGGACCCGAAAGCGCAAGCCAACCGCGAACACUUGGGCACACGCCCGUGAGCCCCAGGAGUCAGAGCCAGCACGCUGCCCCCGGAAGAACGAGAAGAUUUAUUACUGCAUGCACUGCCGAGAUCCCACCUCUUCCACGACCGUCUCAACCACGUUUCGCCGCCAUUUGCUCAAGAUCCACGGAAUUGAGCUAGUUGCCCAUGACCAUCCGAUCAAGAAACGGCGCGACAGCCUUAUCCAGGAUGUCUUCGCUAAGGCUGGUGAGGCAGCACUUGAGGCACUGAUGCAGCUCGUCACGGUCCGCAAUCUCUCCUACAACUGCAGCUCUUGGCCAGAACUGCACGCGCUCAUUUGUGCCGUGAACUACACUGCGGAGGAUCUGAUUAGUCUAUCUCACGGCUCCAUUCAAAAGCUAGUCUCCAAUUCCUACUGUGUGCACAAGGAUAUUCUUCGGAGGAAGCUGCAAUCGUCGCCGUCGAAGCUCCACCUCUCCGCGGACGUUUGGUCGGCUCCAAACCACAAAGCAUUCCUUGGAAUUUGCGCCAAAUUUGUGGAUAUGGAUGCUAAGGAGACGAUGCAGGCGUUGCUGGCCCUGUCAGAGCUACCCGGCCUCGAUGGACCGGGAAGUCAUGGUGGAGCUGAGCAAUGGAAGCUACUCCAGCACGUUCUCGAGGACUACAACAUCUGGAAUAAGAUCGGCUUCUACACCGGCGAUAACCAUGGUUCCAAUGACAAGCUUUGCAGGUUGCUCAGCGAGCAUCUUCGAGGGAAAGGCAUCAGCUGGGAGGCAAAGAAGCAGAGGAUUCGCUGUCAUGGCCAUGUCAUCAACCUCGCUGUGCAAGCAUUCCUCUUCAUGGACUCCAAAGAAGCCGCACGUGCAGCUCUGGAACAGAUUGAGAGCGACGACGCAGUUGCCUAUGGCAGUGAUUUCGCCGAACGGGUCAAGGCGCAACAAGCGCUCGGUUGGCGUCGUUUGGGACCUCUUGGCAAAGUCCACAACAUCUCUGUGCACAUACCAUGCCCCACCCCCCUUUGGGUAACACCCCCCUUUGGGUAG